UGGUUUCGUUUGUUUGUUUGGUUGGUGUUUAGUUGUGGUUCUGUUUCUGAUUUCGUCUUCUUCGCUGCUUAGAUAUGUCUGUCGAUACAUAUGCGUCGUCGAACCCUAAUGAGGUUCAUGAGAAUGUUCUUCUGAAAGCUAGAGAUGCUUGCUACAAGGCCAGAGAUGCUUUUUACGCUUGUCUUGAAAAGGAAUCUGGUAAAAAACCAACUGAAAUCGCGACCGUUGGUCUUCUCUAUCCUAAAGAGUGUAGCAAUUCUAGAACCCAAUUCGUCAACAACUGUCGAUCCUCUUGGGUGAAGCAUUUCGAUAGGGAGUACUGUAGGAACAAGAGAGUUCAAAGGCUGUUGGAUGAUGGAGAUGAGAGGAAAGGUCCAAUGUCACUUCCUCAGCCUUACACUUUCAAGCCUUCUCCUUCCUCUUAGUUUCCUUCCUUUCCUGGUGUUAAAGGUCUCUUUGCUGAGGAAGAUUUACAAUGGACAGAUACUGUUCCUGAAUCAUGAGAGUUGAUUUUCUUUGCUUAUAGUCUUAGAUCGUAUUUGAGUUGUAAUCCUUUAACAUGGGAAUAAAGUGGUACAUUUCAACUCAAGGACCUACCUGAUUGUUUGCCUUCUGUGUCUAUUGCCCAAAACGUUUGUUGAUCUAUCUGCAAGCAUCUAGUAUACAUACACUAUGCUGAGAUACAUAUAUGUACGUGUAUAUAGAACCUGAUCGUUUUGGUUACUGAGCUACUGAAGAUGUGGUUUGUUCA
Molecule: messenger RNA, 751 nt
Organism: Capsella rubella
Lineage: Eukaryota; Viridiplantae; Streptophyta; Magnoliopsida; Brassicales; Brassicaceae
Exons: 4
Coding region: 75-425 (116 amino acids)
Cellular component (GO): mitochondrion; respiratory chain complex IV
Source: RefSeq, a predicted model, not a curated record